Messenger RNA from Lactuca sativa (garden lettuce), 1594 nucleotides. Its product is annotated as protein RESPONSE TO ABA AND SALT 1. The record is from RefSeq and is a predicted model, not a curated record. Gene Ontology annotation, biological process: DNA-templated transcription. Gene Ontology annotation, molecular function: sequence-specific DNA binding. Lineage: Eukaryota; Viridiplantae; Streptophyta; Magnoliopsida; Asterales; Asteraceae.
ACCUUAUAAGUUUCAAUCGCACAAAUCAAAAAAAUUCCUGUGAUUUUUCCGACAUCAAUCACUCAAGAUGUCGCCCAAAUCUCGAAGAACAGUCGUCACAAGUGAAAGUGAGUUCGAGAAUUUCUUCCAAGGAUGGUUAGUUCGUCAGGAGCAUUACCUGGAUGAGCUUCGAUCGAAUUUACGAACUUCUGAUCAUAGCUCCGAUGAUGAACAUCUCCGUGAUUUGAUCGCUCGUGUUCUCUCGCAUUACCAGCAGUACUACGAGGAGAAAUCUCGAAUCUCGAAUCAUGAUGUGUCGUUAGUUUUCUCUCCGCCGUGGUUCUCGUCGUUUGAACGGAGUUUCUUCUGGAUUGCUGGAUUCAAGCCAGUAUUAGCCUUUCGAAUUGUAGGUAGUACGGUUGGGGAUAUGAGUCCGGCGCAGGUGGAGAGAAUGGAGAGGCUGAAGGCGGAGACGAAGGCGGAUGAGAGGGAAUUGGAUAAUGAGUUGGCGAGGAUUCAGGAAAGCGUAGCGGCGCCGCCGAUUGUUGAGAUUGCAAGGAGAGGGGGAAAUCCGCUGGUGGAUGGGGAGUAUGAUGAAAUGGAAUCGGUGAUUGAGACGUUGAGGGCGCAGAUGGAGGUGGUUGUGGCGAACGCGGAUAUGUUGAGGACGAGAACGGCGGAGAAGGUGAUGGAGAUAUUAACGCCGGUGCAAAACUUGAGGUUUUUAGCAGCGGUGACGGAAUUGCAGCUUAAAAUUAGGAUGUGCGGUUGGCAGCUUGAUGCGCAGAGAGGACGAUGAGAUAAGCAGUUGACUUCGUAAUCAAUUCUGCUUCUUUUUUCCCCUAAAAAACAAAAAAUAUUUGUGUCUUUUUUUUGUAAAUUAAUUAAUUAUAAGAGGUAUACCUUUUCCUAUAACUAUUCUUUGUGAGGGAUUUUCACGGGUAUCUUUCAAAGAAUGUUUUGAAAUAAAUAAGAGUUGAAAUGUAAUAUGUUUUGACGAUAAAUCUAAAUAUGUUUAAUAAGUACCAAAUUGAUUUUUUACUUUUGAGAAUACCGCAAUUUUGAUUAUGAGGCUCUCUUGGUUGAAGGAUGAUUAGGUUUUAUAAUGGAGGUGGUGGUUAGGCUACUAUUGAUAUACUCAUGUUUCUUCUUUUAUUUGGUAAGGUAUCACAUGUUAUUGUGGAUGGGGGAUAGGUGAAGUAGAUGAUGAUGAUGAAAGGUAAUGGUUCGAUCAGUAUGAGAACGACGAACAAUGAGGUAUAUUAAACGGUACAUCAAGAUGAUUUUAUUUAUUUAUUUUAAGAUUUAGACCGUCAUAAUAUCAAACAUUUUUUGAGAUUUCAAGUUUUGUAACAAAUGAUGAUUACUAUUAUUCAUUUAUUCCAUCUUGAUGGGGGUAAAAAAAAUCUAAAUGGUGGUAUUACCGAAAAUGGUCAGGAUGUAACUGGGCCUAGUCGAAUCGAAUAUUAUCAAAGCUCGAAGCUCGACUGGACUAAAUAACUCGACUUCGAAACUUGAAUCAAGCUCGACUCGAGCCUUAAUUUCAAGCUCGAUAAAGUAAUUGUAGUUUCCAGCUCUGCUCGACUCGACUUAAUUAACUAUUAAAAAAAUAAAA